Molecule: messenger RNA, 3938 nt
Organism: Linum trigynum
Lineage: Eukaryota; Viridiplantae; Streptophyta; Magnoliopsida; Malpighiales; Linaceae
Source: the annotation of a GenBank genome assembly
UACCCAACCCAAUUGGGUUGGAUAGUAAAAAACCCAUGGGUAUGGGCAAAAUUGUCAUCCCUAUAACGGCUGGCCCAUCAGACAUUAUCCCUCAAGUAAACCUUUCCUGCUCAAGCUGCAACAAAAACUUCAGGGGGUCGUUUGUAUCCAGGAAAGUGGGCAGGGAUUUGGCCCAAAUUCGAGUCCGUCUAGGAAUUUAAACAAUUUCUUUGUUUGGAUAGGUCUUCAAACAGCCAGAAUUUGGGCCAUAGGAAAUUUUAAAUCCGGCCCAGUCCGGAAUUAGAAUUAUCUGAUAGCUCCCUAGGUAUUUUAAAAUUCGGCCCUAUUUUUUUUUUUUUGUUCCCAGCGUGUCCCUACUUUCCAAAACCCAAUCGUCUGAACUUUGUUUUCCAAAAACUCAAACCCUCGAAAUCGCCAUGUCCGCCACCACAGCCGCCAGGUUAGUCCUCCGUCUCACUGCCGUCAGGCCAGCCACCGCACGACGAUUACCCGCCAGAACAAGGUCGGUGUUCUUCGUUGUCCCAACUGCGAGGAGAACCCCUCCUCCUUCUCUUCGUAUUUCCAGGUAAUUUUAUUGAUAGAUAUUCUCCUCGCCGCCGAUCUGGGUUCUUCCUUUCAUCCGGCGGAUUUGGGUUCGCCACCUGUCGAACAUAAAGGAAGAAGAGACGGUGAGAUAGUCGAGCAUGGGAUUUUUUUUAUGUUUGUUGUUGUAGGGUUUGUGAUAAGGAAAAGGUUGCCACGACAAUGGAGCUACGAAUACAUUUUGUUGAAAACGACCUCAUUUUGAAGUGGCCCGAUACUCGGAUCAGUUGGUUGAAUCAGCUGAAUUUCUCGAUUUAAUGCAAAACCCCAUUGACAGUCCUUAUAUCCUCAAAACUACCACACCCUCGAACAAUAUGCAGCAAUAUCGCAAGUAAAAUCAUUCAUUUUUUGGUGAAGGAUGACAAUAGUAUAAACAGCGAUACAUAAUUUGGAUUUUCUCUGGUGCCGCUCCCUUUUUGUUCUAUCCCAAACAAAAUACUGUGAAAAUUCAACAAACGUAUACUUCCUCGCUUCUGAGCAUAUCCGAUUAAUCUUCAACCAUCCCAACAACAUGGAAGUCUGAGCCCGCAAUAUAAUCACAAAACAGUUCGCAACUUGGGUUGGACAUGCAUAUAUGAAUAAGAUAUUAUGAGAUCACAACUCCUUUUUUGUUCUUCACCAAAACAUGACAAAAGAGGUCAUGGCUACUGUAAAAUAGGAAUAUCGUAUUUGUUUCAAAUAAACACAACAUUAAAAUAGUGAGUAGAAUAAACAACACAUAGAAUUCCAGUUACAGAAAGAACAUCACCCAACAAUGUAAACAUAAAUGCACCAUUCACAAUAAAGCAUAUUUUAUUUGAUGUUUAUUUUGAGGGUCUAAACGCGAAACACAUCAUUUAAAGAAGCCAACUAAGGUAACAUUCCGGCGUCACAUGAAUUUAUACACAUAACCUAUUUCUGUUACCAUCUGAGUUGUGUAGUAUGGUUUUCGGAAUUCUGAAAUUUCAACACACAUAUAAGAGUUAUGAUAAAUAAAUUGGAACUUGAAGGGACAUACCGAGAUUUAUUGCAGAAUUCAACAUUUAUAUGUGCGCCGAAACGCAGUAAAAAAUAUCGAUUAUAUGGAACCACAAAGCGGUUAUCCAAUGACACACCACGAACGUUAGUAGAUAUCCCUGUAUCACGCCGACGAUAUUUAGCAAAACCAUUAUCAUCAAUAAUGGUUUGCUCACAAAACUGUUUUGGGAAAUGCUUUGUAGAGACACCACCUUCAGUACAUGGUGCAUUACGAUUUACGACCCAAAGCACCACAUGGUCCAUGCAUCACAAAUUUCUUUACAGCUCGAUAUCCUUCUGGAUCAAGGUGGUGAUUGGGUAUUUAGAGGAUAUCACAGAAUCGAUCUCCUUCGCUCCACUUAAUUUAUUCUCUGCUGCUAGAAAACCCAACAAAUGAGCAUGGGGUAGACCCCUCUACUGAAACUCAAUUGCCAUGACAUCUUAAUACAACGAAAAAGAAAGAGUUAUAAAUGCCUCAUUUGUGGUACAUACGUCCUGUUGUGUUCCCAAAAAAUUUCUUAUCUCUAAUCUCCGGCAUUAGCUUAUGCAACUUAAGUUUGAAGACUCUAGCAAUAACAUUAGACACGUUGAUAUCUUUCCGACCAUCUGAAUUGAUCAAAUCCACCAUAAAUUGGAUCUCCGGCCAAUUCUUAUUGCAUGUGAAGGUUAUAAAUAAAUCUGGGUAGCCAAGCCACCUACAUAUUGCCAUUGCAUCCUGAAAAUUCUCAUACUUAUACCGGGGACUACCUGUAUGAGAAGCUGAUAAAAUAACAUGUUUUCCAGUCAAUUCUACAUCUGAAUCACCACGUAAAAAUGCAUCCAGUAACCCACUGACAUAAUGGGAGUGCAACUUUGACUGAUUAUUUCGAAUCCAGUCAAGUCGUUCAGCUUCAACCAAAGCAUAUGCAUUCACAACAUACCAUUAAAAUAACUUCCCAACCAAUAAUACAGAAUUUGCUUCAUUGAAUCUACUCUGGAGGCGAUAAGCAUAAUAAUCACAUUGUGAUAGAUUAUUGUCUUCCAAAGGUUAUCAUCCUCAUCAUCAUCACAACUUAUAUCUGGAUGCCACCCAUCCUCCCCAUAAGGAAAUAAGAUUGGAUAUUGUAGGGCCAUUAAAGAUGGAUGGUGAUAAUUGAUCCUUUCAAGUUGUGAGCUCUGAUAGUGAACAAUAAUGUUUGGCUCAAAUGUAUCAUAAUCUGUUUCAUCCACAAUCAGUGUUGCUACAUCAUUCCUUGUGGGUAGAUCAUAUUCUCUCCCAUCCUGUCCAUGCUUGGCAAACAACUUGAUCUUCCCCUCCUGAACAUUAGAUUCAGUCAUUUUUUGUCUUGUCAUCCUGAAUGUCUGUACCAAGACAUUGCAUUGCUCAAACAUUAGUUGCAAGCCUUCAACAACCUCUGGGCGCAAUGGAUUAUUCUGUUCACCAUCCGAAAACAACUGGAGACGAUUCUGGAGUUCUAAAGUAGAUUCAUGAAUAUACAACUGGGCAAACUUUGUUGCCUGGCCUUCUGAAAGGAGUAAGCUGCCGAUGCUAUGAUAAAUCUGACCACUUAUAGAGAAAACAGACACACCAUCACCAUCAUUUAUACUGCGAUCCACCUUACCUCCAAGUGAGAUGAAGCAAAAUACAGCAUUAUAUAGACGAAUUGCCUCCCGGAAAGGGAGACUAAGAGGUGAUGCAGACUCUAAUAAUUCUGUCAAAUAUGGAGGUAGGUCACAUCGCGGGGGCAAUUUGACUUUCCCUUGCUUGCAGCACAAAGAAAACAACGAGUUGGUUUGGCUCUUAGUGUGUAAAGUGCUUUCCUCUCACAACAUGACUGCUCCACAUAAUUGGCAGAUGCACGAAGGUCCAUCCAAACUAAAAGCAUCUACACAGGGCAAACCUAUAAACAAAAUAGUGGCAAUUGUAAAAUUAUGGGUUGAUGCAGAACCCGACUCAAACAUAAGCUUGAAAGUGAAUACAUACCACACUGACGUGUAAAUGCCAUAGGAACAGGAUUAACUUGGCAUCUGUGACACAAAUAAAUGCACCGAAGAACUCGAGAAUGUUUUGAUCUUAAGCGAGAGAACACCAAUGCAAAAUCUGUGGAGCAAACACCAAUUUAUGGUUGAGUAGUAAACAAGAUAAGCAACUGGAGCAACGUAACCACCCUAAACUACAAUUAUCCUCAACUGUGGGGAAUCAAUUCUCCAGGAUAGUACCACCACAGCUAGGGAAGAAGGAUUCCGCUAAAUAUACUAAGAUUAGUAUCAUAACUUAGCAAUUCAGCAUAAAAACAAAACUAUGGCAGUUAAUCCUCUAGAACAGAAAACCGGAUACGCACAACAUUGUCGAACCAAACCAAGAAAUGGUAUUGAUUGAU